Boleophthalmus pectinirostris (great blue-spotted mudskipper) is the source of this 8328-nucleotide messenger RNA. It is a transcript of the gene lrrk2, whose product is annotated as leucine-rich repeat kinase 2. Gene Ontology annotation, biological process: protein phosphorylation. The coding region runs from base 458 to 8140 and encodes 2560 amino acids. NCBI's taxonomy places the organism in Eukaryota, Metazoa, Chordata, Actinopteri, Gobiiformes, Gobiidae. The record is from RefSeq and is a predicted model, not a curated record. Gene Ontology annotation, molecular function: ATP binding; GTP binding; protein kinase activity. The transcript has 52 exons.
GCUUGGCUUUGGUUUGGAGUGUGCCUUUCUCCGUUUCCUUCUCGACAAAUGGACUUUUCUGUGGAUCGGUCAUAUGACGUGAACACGGGGGAAGAGGAAACACGCCUCUUCGGGACAACACGCCGCAUUUUUAACCGCAAAAGUCCGAACAAAAUGAGUAACGUGACGGGGGAAAGUUAGUGGACGCGCGCUUGGACACGAUGGUUACGUCCUCUCGCCAAACCCGAAGUGAAACUACUCAAAAAUUGAUAAGUUCCGCUUUUUACUGUAUAAUACUAUAGCUUAAUGUUGUGCAAUUUUGCUAAUAUGAAAUCAUGUGUUGUAAUUGUAGUAGAGUUUGUGGAGGAUUUAUGCCGCUGUCUGCAACGCGUCUGGUGUGAUCUAACAUGGAUUAAUUGACUUAAAUGCGCAUUACAAAAUAGUUUUUUCGCUUUACAACCAAAACUGAACAUUGACAAUGGCUGACAAAGACAAAGAAGAGCUGGUGGAAAAGUUAAGGAAGCUUUUGGUGCGAUUAAAAACUCCCAAAGAUGAAGAUCAGAUGCCCACGUUAAUUCAGAUUAUACAGGACCUCAACUUUCUGGCGCACACGGAAUAUGCAGCGGAGCUGUUUGCAGAGUUAGAUGUCCAUGGUCCUCUGAUGAUUGUGGUUUCAUCCAACAUCAGCAGUAAAACAGUGCAGCAGUUGGGGUGGUCACUGUUGUCUCGUCUGAUUGAAAUCCGCCCCAGAACUUUGUCCGAGCUCACGGCUCCUCUGCAGGCUGCAAGGGACUGGGAGGUGCUGGGGGUGCACCAGCACAUUUUAAAGGUCCUCUCUCAGUAUGCUGCAGACGCAAAAGUGACCAUGGUCACUCUGCGGGCUCUGGCUCUGCUGCUCAGAUCAGAGGUGAUGCGUUUGCUAGUCCUGGAAGAGGAGGAGGAUGUGUUUGACCUUGUGAUGACCGCUAUGAAGAUGUUUAAAGAGAGUGAGGAAGUACAGGUGCAGGGCUGCUGUGCUCUGUCCUCUUUGCUGGACACAGACAGAGAGGACGUGUUACUGGAGUUUGUGGAGAGACAGGAUCACAUCUCGGUCAUCUCGUCUCUGUACAAGUUUAAUGACAGCCCAGAGCUACUGCUGCAUGGACUCAGAGUGCUCCUCCUACUGGCACAGCUCAGUAGUAAUGUAGAGAUCCUGAUGUCUGGCAGUGUCCGGUGCUACCGUUUGGUCACUGUUGCCAUGGAUACGUUUCCUGAAGUCGAGGACAUCCAGGAAGUGGGCUGCUGCCUCCUCAACAAGUUCACCUCAGAGAGUUACUACAGUAUCCUGGUUGUUCAUGGAGUGCAGAGAGCAGUGGUUCAAGCCUGUGAGACGUUUCCUGAUAACGCAGUACUUCAGACGGCCGCACUCAAUUGCCUCGCCAGCCUCACGGCGACGAUCGUGCAGAACCAGGCUGCUGCAGCUCAGGGUCUGGAGGAGGGGGAGGAGGAGGAGCAGCGUGGCCCACAGGAAGUGCUCCAUCUGGGGCUGAACUGGAUGGAAGUGUGCUGCUCUGCUCUGGAGCUCCACGCAGCCGAACCUUCAGUGCAGGAGGCGGCGAGUUGGGCGAUUCACAGCCUGUUACUGCAUGGAGCUGGAGUGAACCAGUCUGAGGAGGAUCAGGGACACAGGACUCCAGUUCACAGACAGCUGAUGGCGGCCAUGCUGCUUCACUCCUCGUCGACCAAAGUGUUUCAGGCGGCGACCAGCGCCAUCACAGCCCUGCUCACGCACAAGAGUAAAAUGCGCCCGCUGCUGCUCUCUAGUGGACUCCAUGUGAACAUAGUGGAGAUGAUGAAGAAACACGUGGCCUCGACUGAAGUGUCUGUCAGUGCCUGUCGAUUGCUCAGUCUACUGUUCCAAGGACGGGGCGCUGGUCUAGAUGAGUUAAACAUGACGAUGGGGCAGAUUCUAUCUGUGAUGAAAACUCACAACUUUGAACCUGCUGUUCAACUGGAGGCUUUCAAGGCCACUCUGGUGCUGCUAUGUCCAGACCGCAGUUUGAGAGAGAGCAGUGGUGCUGUGUGUGACCCUGACAUGGCAGAUGUGUCUCUGAAGGUGCUGAAGACUCAGUGUGUGGUGGAGGGGGCUCAUACACUGUACCUGGAGGUGCUCAACAGGUUCAUCAGCAGUCCUUCGAUACAGAGGGGGGGCUUAAAGGUGCUCUCUGCUCUGGCUGACUGCUCCGGUGCAGUGGAUCUCCUCUGCCAGCAGGGGGCAAUAGACACCGUCCUUCACACACUCCAGAUGUUUCCAGAGGACAGAGAGAUCCACCUCUGGGGCCUGACUCUGCUGCAGCAUCUCGUCAUAAAGAAGAAACUCUCUCGGAUGAUUUUACCUGUUUUGGCGUCUGUGGUGGUCGCAUCUUUGGUCCAGUACAAAGAUGACAGAGAGAUCGAGCUCAAGUGUUUUCAGGUGUCUGUGCGCAUGAUGGAGGCUUGUUCUGGAGCUGCAGCUCAGCUUCAGAAACACGACUUUGAUCGACAGGUUUUCCAGCAGCUCAGGGAGGAAGCGCCAGAGAGCAGCAGCAUCCCGCUGCGUAGGACCGUGUGCCUGGCUCUGUCUAAACUAUGGGCUGACUCUGAGCUGCACUCCUCCAUGUUGGAAAAGGCCUGUGAAGAAGGAGACACAACUAUGGCCGAAUGUCUGAUCGAACUGGGAGCAGACGUCAACUCUAAGACCAAAACUGAACCACUUAUAUACCAGGUCUGUGAGCGUGGUGGCCCUCUGGAUCUCCUGGAGCUGUUGGUGGCUCGUGGGGCCCAGGAGCAGCACUUGCGUCGGGCUUUGGCUGUGAGUGUGAGGAGGGGGGAUGGAGCCGCGGUGGUGCAGCUUUUGGGCAGACUCGGGCUGGAUGUUCACAGCGCCUCCUUGUGUUUGGGCGGGUUCAGACUUGGGAGGCUGGAUGCAGUGUGGCUCAGUGCGCUGUUGGCCGAGAGAGGGCGCAAUCAGAGCUUCAACUCACGAUUCAACAGUAAAGGAAUUAGCCUAGCACGCUACAUUCUCUCUCUGCAGCGUCUGAAAAGCAUCUCUGGGCCUCUGAGGUCUCACACUGACCCCUGCCUGACUUCUGGGUACAUCUCUGAUGAGAGCGACGACUCCUGUUUCAGCUUCAUGUCCAUGGACGAAGGACUGGUGCUCUGCGAUGAUCUGGAGAGUGAUGGCAGUGAUUCUUUGGCUGGGCCUCUGUCUCCUAAAGCUCACAGUGACUCUUCAGAGGAGCUCAGGAGCAGGAAGCAUAACCGCCGCAGACAUGCUAGUGCUGAGGUCAGUGCAGAGAGUGGGGCCACAGAGACAGAUCCCCCUGAACCUUUACAGAAGAAAUACGGCCGCACUGGAUCUAUGCAGAAAUUGUUGAGUGAGUCCUUGUCUGUCAGAGACUGGGACAGGAUCCGACUCUUGGACCUGUCUGGGAAUGAGCUGGACUCUCUGAGCUGUUUAAUGGAUGAUGACUCAGUUCAACAACAACUGGAACAUCUGCAGAGACUGGACCUAAGCCACAACAGCCUGCUGGAGUUCCCCUCACAGCUCUGCCAGAGUCUGAGGAGCCUGACUCGUCUAGACCUUCAGGGAAACCAGCUGAACUGUUUUCCUGUGGACCUCCUGACCCUGCCCUCUCUGAGCAUGCUCAAUGUGUCCCGUAACUGUGUCCAUGCCCCCUCACUGUGCUUCAGCCAAUCAGCUGUCUGCCCGUCUCUCAAACAUCUGAACCUCUCCUUUAAUAAACUGCAGGAGUUUCCUCUGAACAUUGGGGAGUUCAUGGGCAACCUGGAGGAGCUGCUCAUAGAGGGAAACAGUAUUGUGUCUCUCUCCAUGCCUCUGUCUUUACCUGAGCUCAAACUUCUGGACGUCAGUAAAAACAACUUGGAGGAAUUAUCCUCAGACUUUCUGAGAGACUGUCCCAAACUGGAGGUGUUCAGUGCCUCCACCAACAAACUCUCUGAUCUCCUGUUUCUGCCGCUGAAACUGACGACUCUGAAAUUAGCAAACAACAAUUUCAGCCAUGUCCCAGAUGCCAUCCUCCAACUGCCAAAUUUGCGCUCAGUGGACCUAAGAAACAACAAUAUCUCCUCCCUCCCUCCUCCUUCGUGCUGGUCUUCCUUAAACCUUCGUGAGCUCAUGUUUAGUAAAAACUGUAUUGAGUCUCUGGACCUAAGCUCAGAUGUGUUCAGAUGGAGCCGACUCGAGAAACUGCACCUGAGUGACAACAAACUCACACAGUUGCCAGGGGAGAUUGGGCUCCUGGAAGGCCUCACCUCUCUGGAUGUGAGUAGGAAUCUUGGUUUGCGCUCAUUUCCAGAUGAGAUGGGUAAACUGGUGCGCCUGUGGGACCUUCCUCUGGACGGACUCAAACUGCAGCUCGACUUGAAGCUCAUCGGCUCCAAGACCAAAGACAUCAUCAGGUUCCUACAGCAGCGUCUGAAGAAGGCCAUGCCGUACUACAGAAUGAAGCUCAUUGUUGUGGGAAACUCAGGCUCCGGUAAAACCAGUCUGAUCCAACUGCUCACCAAGGCCAAAAAGUCACAGGUCACACCCAAACAGAAGGCCUGCAUCGAGGUCUCUGACUGGACCAUCCGAGAACGAGACAGGAAGAAGCUUGUGCUCAACGUCUGGGACUUCUCAGGUGGAGAGGAGCUGAGUGGAGCUCUCCCUCACCUGAUGAGCUCCAGAGCCCUGUACCUGGUGGUGUAUGACCUCAGCAAAGGUGUUGCUCAAGUGGACGCACUCAAACCAUGGCUCUUCAACAUCAAGGCAGUGGCACCUAUGUCUCCUGUCAUAUUGGUUGGGACUCACUUAGACCUGAGCUCUGAAGACCAGGUACAGUCCAGUCUGGUUACGAUCCAAGAGGAACUGUUACACCAUCAGGGCUUCCCCUCCAUCAGAGACUACCACAUGGUCUGUGCGUGUGAGGAGUCCGACGCUCUGAGCAGACUGAGGAAAGCCAUUGUCCGAGAGGCUACUAACUUUAAGAUGCAGGGUCAGCCUGUGUUGGGGCAGCUGGUUCCAGACUCUUAUGUGGAGCUUGAGAGGAGGGUUUUUCAGGAGAGGACCAGAGUUUCUCCAGACUUCCCCAUUCUGAGACGCACAGACCUGGUACAGUUCAUCCAAGAGGCUCAACUUCAACUGGAGGAGAGCGAACUACCACACGCUAUCCACUUCCUCUCAGAAGCAGGAGUUUUGCUGCAUUUUGAUGACCCUGCUCUCCAGCUUCAGGAUCUGUACUUCAUCCAGCCUCAGUGGAUCUGCAACAUCAUCUCUCAGAAGUUGUCAGUGAAGAGCUGUGGGUCUCGGGAGCAUCCUAAGGGCGUGUUGCAGCGCCACACAGUGGAGAAGCUUCUGUCUGAUACAAACUGUUUCCCAAAGUCUCACACCUCGCAGUUCUUCAAACUCCUCCAGAAGUUUCACAUUGCUCUCCCCUUCGGGGAUGACCAGCUCCUAGUGCCCAGCAGUUUGUCAAAGCAUCGUCCCGUGAUAGAACUUCCUCACAGUGAGAACUCAGAGGUUAUAGUCCGUUUGUAUGAGAUGCCAUAUUUUCCGAUGGAUUUCUGGUCCAGAUUGAUCACCCGCCUUCUAGAAGUCUCCUCUCUGCUGCUCAGUUUACGAGAAAAAAGUUCUCGCCCAAACCGGAUCUACUGGAGGAGAGGGGUGUAUCUGAGCUGGUCUCCUGAUGCGUAUUGUUUAGUUGAGGCAGCGUCUCUGGACCACUGCUCCUCCUGUUAUGUCAGGAUCACUGUCCCCUCUUCACACAAAGGCCGCGUGCUGCUGGGGCAGGUGGUGGAUCAUAUUGACUCUCUGUUGGAGGAGUGGUUCCCUGGUUUAUUAAACACAGACAUGCACGGCAGCGGAGAGGCUCUGGUAAAGAAGUGGGCUCUGUACAGCUACGAGGACGGACAGGAGUUUAAGAGGAUCCUACUGGAAGAUCUGUUCAAAUACUUUGACAAUGAUUUCUUGAUGGUUAACCCAGAGGACCCACGAUGUACUCUUCCUCUCUCUCAAAUUGCUCCUGACCUGGUGCUGAGUGAUCAAUCAGCAGCUACGAUACUGGACAAUGAAGAGCUGGAGGUGGACAUUUCUGCAGAGAACCGUUUGGGUGAUGGGGGCUUUGGUACAGUUUACAGAGGGAUGUACAAGAAUGAAGAAGUUGCGGUGAAGAUUUUCAACAAACACGCAUCUGAGCUGUAUGUCUAUAGACUCCUCCGACAGGAGUUGGCGGUACUUGGGCGGCUGCGGCAUCCCAGUUUGGUGGGUCUUUUGGGGGCUAGUUGCUGCCCUCAGGUCCUGGUGAUGGAACUGGCUCUGCGCGGGUCUUUGGACUCAUUGUUUGAGCACGAGUCCAGUCUGAGCCACAAACUGCAACACCGCAUCAGCCUGCAGGUGGCAGACGGACUCAGGUACCUUCACUCGUCCAUGAUCAUCUACAGAGACCUAAAGCCCCAUAACGUGCUCCUGUUUAACCUGAAGACAGAUUCUGAAACUAUCGCCAAGAUCACAGACUACGGCAUCGCACAGUACUGCUGCAGCAUGGGCGUGCGCAGUGCAGAGGGAACGCCAGGUUUUCGUGCUCCAGAGGUGGCUCGUGGAGGACUCAUUUAUGACUACAGAGCAGACGUCUUCUCUUUUGGGCUACUCAUGUUUGACUUGUUCACCUGUGGUGAGAGGAUCACCGAAGGAGUCAAGUUCCCCAGCGAGUUCGACGAAGCGGCUGUGCGUGGGAAACUGCCAGACCCAGUGAAGCACUACGGUCUGAGUCCUUGGCCCAGAUUCCAGGCUCUGAUGAAGGAUUGUCUCAGGGAAAACCCCCAUGACAGACCCUCCUCUGCACAAGUGUUUGAUCGUCUGAACUGUGGAGACAUGCUGUGUCUGCUGAAUGAGCUGGUGCUGCCUUUAAAUGCAGAUUGUCUGGCCCUCAGCUCUGGUCCUGGUCCAGUCUCUAGACCGGUCUCUAGUUCUAGUCUGGUCUCUAGUCCUCGUUCUGGUCUGGUCUCUGCUCUGGUUGGUGGUUCUACUCCGGUGGCGUGGCUCGGAGGUGGCAGCAGCUCUAAACGUCAGGGAAACAUCAGUGCAGUGAAUCUGGAGACUGGCAGCGUCCAGACUCAGGUGGUAGACUCCAGUCCAGUGUUGUGCCUGGCUCUGGUCCCUAACUCACAGGAGGAGGGCUGUGAUUGGCUGGUGGGCGGUACUCAGUCCGGGUCCCUGUUUGUUCAGAACACUCAGGACUGGACCCAGAGGCACCAUCUGCAGAGCGUGUCCGACGCUGUCACCUCCCUGUACUUCCACCUGCAGCCCAAACGCACGGAGAGGAGGAGUUACUUGCUGGUGGGGACAGCAGAUGGAACUCUCACCGUUUAUGAAGACUCAGCUCUCCAGGAGGAGAAUGGAGAGCCAGUGAAGACCCUGUGCUUGGGCACCAUAAACACUCCAGUACUGGGUCUGGGACUGUGCAGUCACUCUGCAGACAGUCGGGGGGCGCUGUGGGGGAGCUGUGGCUCCAGGAUCCUCUCGUUUACAGCAGAGUACGAUGUGUGUAAAAGUAUCGACACCAAACCCAGCCCCGCUCUACAGUCUCGUACAUUGAGCUCUGAGGCUUGUAUCUCGCGGUUGGCUGUGGACAAACUGGUUUAUGUGAGUAAAGUUGGAGCAUGCUCAGUAGAGGUUUGGGACAGACGCACCGAGAGGAUGGUGGACUGCAUCGACUGUGCUCAAAUGAUCAGGCAGAGCAGCUCUCGGGGCAGACCCUCACAGCAGGACCAUCCCACGGACAGCACCCCCGCCUGGGCUCAGGUCAAGUCUCUCCUGGUCCAGUCUUUGGUGUGUCUUUGGGUCGGGACCAGAGGAGGUCAUAUGAUCCUCGUGGAGCUCAGUAAGAACCAGGCUCUGCAAGUUCUGGGGCCGCACUGCCAGUCUGUGCGCUGCAUCGUCCCAUCCAACAGCGAUUUACUAAACUGGAAAAAUGUGGUUCUGGUUUUGGGUCGAAAACUUCCUCAGGACAAAACUCAGUUCGAGGAGGAGUCCGUGCUGUCCAUGUGGAACAGUGCUUUGGCCACAGAAGUGAGAGAUCUGAGCCGUGUGUGUGAGAAGAGAGACAAGAUGGCUGCCCGCAUGAGGGACCAGCUUCUGCACUGAAAUAUUCAGAAAGCACUUAAAAAAGGGAUCUGCCCAAAGUGGAUCGAAGCACAAAACCUUACCUCAUAUCCUCAACAAAACCAACAUAUUAAGACUUUUAUACAGUUUAGACAUUUAUAAAGGGAAAACAUGACUCUGUAUUUUCAAAACCUCUUAUUUUGUAAAUGACUUUUGUGAAACUUGAGCAC